GUACAGUCUAGUUAAGAACAUAAACUCAGUAGGCAACACAUAUCUUGUUCAAUAUUUCAAUCUACACCAACAAUGUCACCAGCAGCAACAUCAGCUGCAGUAGGAGCAACAACACCAAAGUUAUCACUCACCCAUUCUCAUUACCCUAAAACAAUCUCUCUCCUCCCACCCUCCAUCAUCUCCUGCCUCUACUCAUCACAUUCAACCUCUCUUAAACCCCUCAAUUCUCUCUCCUCCCAUGUCUUCUGCCAUGCCUUUCCUUCAAACUCCCAAAAUUUCCAAUUUGCAACCUCAAAUUUCGAAGAUGAAGAUGAAGAUGAAGAACAGGUAAUUGGGGAUUGUUUGAUUUUUGAAGAUGGGGUUUUUGAAGACCCAUAUAUUGAGGAAGAACUAAACCCUCAAAUUUCUUCAGUUUCUGAAACUACCCAGAAACCCAAAUCAAGGCAAAAUAAACCAGAAGUUAUUGAACCCCAGAAUUUAAUCCCAGAAAAAUGGAAUUCAAUUGUGGAAGAAAUCAAUUUGACCAAGAAAGAAAGGAGAAAAAUUGCUCAGGAAAUGGAAUUUGGGCAGAAAGUUGUGAAGAGGAAGAUGAUUAAUGUAAAUAUGCAGGAGUAUUUGAGGUUAAGGGAGGAGAAAUUGUCUCAAUUGAACCCUGUUGUUCUUGAUGACCCGCCUUCGUUUCGUGCUGAAAAUGAGGGAAGUGGUGAUGAUGCUGACGAUGAUGGUGUUGCAAAGCAUAGGAGAGAGACUGUUGAUUCUAGAGUUGAACCGAAGAAUCCUAGAUGGGCUGUAUAUGGUCGUGGAUUGGAUGAUAUUACAGAGUUCUUCAACAGUGGCAACUAUCAGCCUAGUGAAAAAUCGGAUGGACGUCAAGGUCAAGUGUUGUUUACAAAGGAGGAGAAGGCCCUAAUGAAUGCAAAGAGACCUAGACUUGCAGCUGCUACUUCUGAAAAAUGGCUGCCUCUGCAUACUCUUGCUGCAUCUGGAGAAUUUUACCUUGUGAAUACUUUGUUAAAACAUGAUGUUGAUAUCAAUGCUGCUGAUCAGGACGGCUUAACUGCACUUCAUAAAGCAAUAACUUGUAAAAAGCAGGCUAUAAUAAAUUAUUUGCUGAGAGAAUCAGCUGAUCCUUUUUCUCGUGACAAGGAUGGGGCAACUUUGAUGCAUUAUGCUGUUCGAACCGCAUCAAGUCAGAUUAUUAAAACACUGUUGCUGCACAAUGUGGAUAUUAACCUCCAGGACAAUGAUGGGUGGAGUCCAUUGCAUCUUGCUGUUCAGGCUCGGAGAACAGAUGUUGUGAGGCUCCUCUUAAUGAAAGGAGCAGAUAAGACACUAAAGAACAAGGAUAAUCUGACUGCUUUGGAGCUUUGCCUGUAUUCUGGUAAUGACACCAAGACUUAUGAGCUCAUUAAACUAUUGAAACAGCUACCUAGGCGACAUCGUUGAUUGUACAUAGAGAACAGUAAGAACUCGACCAUUUAACCAGAUUAGCUGCUUGCUGGUAACUUGAUGCUGACCACAAACCUUGGCUGAGUUAGAUCGUGAUUUUUGAGGUCAGAACAUGUUUCCAAUGGCAGAGCUGCUGCCCUAUUGGCCUGGAGGCGGAGUGCUAUAAAACUUAUGUACACCUAAUAGAGUAUUGGUGAAAUGCAUUUAGAAACUAUAGUUCCUGUAAUUUUGUUACCUAAACUGUUAAUCCUGUUCGAUAAAUUCCAUCCUCUAUACAUGCUGCUAUCUUAAGCUUGAAGGUGUACAAUUAGUAAUCCAUAAUUUUGAUGGUCUUGUUCGUAUUGAAUGCCUAAUUGGUUUGGGACACAAA
Molecule: messenger RNA, 1819 nt
Organism: Chenopodium quinoa (quinoa)
Lineage: Eukaryota; Viridiplantae; Streptophyta; Magnoliopsida; Caryophyllales; Amaranthaceae
Product: ankyrin repeat domain-containing protein, chloroplastic-like
Exons: 7
Coding region: 73-1446 (457 amino acids)
Biological process (GO): protein targeting to chloroplast
Cellular component (GO): chloroplast outer membrane
Molecular function (GO): protein binding; chloroplast targeting sequence receptor activity
Source: RefSeq, a predicted model, not a curated record